Messenger RNA from Dipodomys ordii (Ord's kangaroo rat), 11878 nucleotides. It is a transcript of the gene Dnah6, whose product is annotated as dynein, axonemal, heavy chain 6. NCBI's taxonomy places the organism in Eukaryota, Metazoa, Chordata, Mammalia, Rodentia, Heteromyidae. Bases 128 to 11878 code for a protein of 3916 amino acids. The record is from RefSeq and is a predicted model, not a curated record. Gene Ontology annotation, cellular component: dynein complex. The transcript is spliced from 73 exons. Gene Ontology annotation, molecular function: minus-end-directed microtubule motor activity; dynein intermediate chain binding; ATP binding. Gene Ontology annotation, biological process: microtubule-based movement.
UUCAGGGCCUGGCGGCUGCUAGGCUGAAACUUUUCACACCUGAGCAGACUUCGUACUCUGAGACCAGGCAUUGUUUUUCUCUGCAGACCACUCAGCAGCAGCUGCUCUUGUCAGAACUGGAGUAAGAAUGGCUUAUCAGGCCACAGAUAGUGAAAUCGACCUGAAAAAAUUGGAAGAUCUUGUAGCACAUCCUGACUUUUCAAAAACUUAUGGCUCAAAAGCAAGGGAAAGACUGAAUUCUGUAAAGCCCUCAGAAAUUGAGUCUGAGAAACAGACUGUGACAUUUAGGCGCACCACGAAAGCUCAGGAGAAGACAAGAAAACGACAGCAGCCUGUAAAACUAGAGCCUCUGCCAGUGUUAAAACAAUACCAAGAUCACAAGCAGCCGGAAUACAUAUUUGAACAGAACCGGUAUCAGUUAAUGACUUAUGGAGUCCUUAAACCAUCAGCAGUAGAAAGAGAUUCUAGCAAAUCAAUUUCUACAGAGGCUGAAGAUGCUGUGAGAAAAAAGAAGCUUUAUCGGCCCUCUGAAGAUAUAUAUUCUCCUCCCCCUAAACUGUCACGUACGAGGAUCGGAAGAAGAGGUCUCUUCGGGGCCACAUCUGCAACUUACCCAAAGUUACAUUUCCAAGACCGGGAAGAAGUUAUUAAAGCCAACAUUCGUGAUCCCUUGCAAAUCAUUAAAAUAUUACAGGAGAACGAACAUCUAGGAUUUCUUUACGUGGUCCCUGCAGUGUCAAGGUCUUCCAUUGAGUAUGACACAUAUAACCUAAAAAUUGUAAAUUUUGACAAUAUCAAUAAAAAUGACUACUAUACUAUUAGCCAAAAGGCAGUGACACAUGUUUACAACAACGACGUUGAAUUUAUCGACAUUGAUCGAUGGGAAAAGGAAUAUCAAUAUCACAAAGAACUCACUAAGAUUCCCAUAUUUGCACUUUUCCGGAAAUGGAAAGCUUUUAACGUGUGGAAGAAGAAUGUCCGCUCUAAGAAAAUUGCUGGAUGUCGUAAAUCUUUACAAAAAAACUUGUUUAUUAUUAACCCAUUUUUGAGACCAGCUCUUCUUAAAAUAAAUGAAUUAUGCUAUCAAUUGAGCUUUAUGGGACUUUGUUAUAUUGAAAAAGGUCAUACCUACACAUUGCAGGAAUUUAAGGCUGCACAAAUUUUACGACUAGGAGAGGUGACAGAGCGCCUUGAAGAAUUUAGAAAUGAGACCAAAGAUGUGGUCAGGAAGGCUUGUCGAUUGGCUUUGCGUGCUGUAGGAUUUAUUCCUGAUGACUGUGUGUUUGAUCCCCAAGAGGAGUAUUUAAAAACAAAUGGAGCCGGUGUUACUGAACUGACGUUUGACUUUCCCACUUACGGAGACUCUGAAAAAAUGACGUACACGGAACAAGCCAGCAAAAGGCAUCAUUGCACAAGACUGACAUGUUUUAUCCGUCUGAAUGACUAUCUCAUUGAGAAUACUCUGCACGUCCUAACAGUUAAUUCCGCUAACUCUCUUCUGAACUAUCUCACUGACAAACUAAAACGAACGCCUUCAGCAGAAGUCAUUGAGAAAUGGAUUACUGAAGAGAAAGUUGAAGUCACUGACAAAAAGGCGGCCCCUGGGAUAGAAAAGCAGGAAGAAGACGAGUCUCUCAUCCCCAUGUUCCUCACAGAACUGAUUCUGACAAUAGAGUCGCUAGUUUUUGAGCCUUGUUUGCAAGACUUCCUGGAUAUUAUCUCUAAUGCAGUCAACCAGUUUCAGAACACUGUGCUAGCAGUCCCUAACCUCGUUCCUGAUUCAUAUUUUGAUGCUUUUACCAGCCCUUACAUUAACAACAAACUUGAAGAGAAAACCUGUGGAGCUGGACCAAGUUUAUCAGAUGUAUUGGAAGAUGAUAAGUAUUUUCACACAAUUAUCUUCCAAAUAAAGGAAACCAUUCAUGCAGCAUUUGCAUCUGCUCGCUUAUAUGCUUCGACAUUUGAAAGGUUCCAGUUAUUCUACAAGGAAAAUGAAAGUCUUGAUUUAGAAGCUCUUAAACUUCAGGAGCCUGAUGUUAAGUUCUUUAGUGAACAACUGGAAAAGUAUCACAAACAGCACAAGGAUGCACUCGCUCUAAAACCCACCAGAAAUGUGGGAUUGCUGCUCAUUGACACUAAGCAACUAAAAGAAAAGUUAAUUCCAUCACCUUUGAGAUGCUUGGAGGUGUUAAAUUUAAUGCUUCCUCGUUUAAGCAAGAAAAAAGUAGAUGCCAUCAUCUCUGAGGCACAAGAUGCAGAAUACAAACUUCAAUUUAUGCCAAGUACUACCAUAGAAUAUGUUAACAGCUUAGUGUUUCUUGAUGAAAUUCAGGAGCGGAUUGAAAGCCUUGAAGAGGAAGGAAAUACAGUGAUUCAAAUGUAUAAGCUUAUUGACCAGUAUCAAGUGGUCACACCUCCUGAAGACUUUGCUGUUUUUGCAACUAUGAAGCCAUCCAUUGUUGCUGUUCGGAAUGCCAUUGAUAAAUCAGUGGGCGACAGAGAAACAUGCAUUAAACAAUUUUGUCAGCAUUUGGGUAGAGAUCUUGAAGAACUAAACAACGAGGUGAAUGAAAUAAAACUACAAGCACAGGAUCCACAGAUUUUGGAUAUUUCCACGGACCCAGAGAAAAUAAAGGUCAUGUUGAGUGAUCUGCAAUAUGUUCUGGAUGAUCUUCAAAAACGUGCCUUUCAAUAUAAGUCCUAUCAAAAGAAUUUCAAGGUAGAAGUGUCCAAGUUUGAUGCUUUAGAAGAAGUAUGUGCUGAACUGAAGCUGAAGCAGUUGCUCUGGGAUUCUUUAUCUGAGUGGGAUAAACUCCAGCAAGAGUGGUUAAAGGUCCUUCUUGAUGACAGCACCAUCAACAUUGCAACCAUCGCCUCGUCACGUUAUGUGGGUCCACUGAAGACCCGAGUGGAUGAGUGGCAGAAACAACUUACUUUAUUUAAUCAAACACUGGAAGAAUGGCUGAAUUGCCAAAGAAACUGGCUCUAUCUGGAAAGUAUUUUUAAUGCUCCUGAUAUUCAGAGGCAACUGCCUGCAGAGGCCAAGAUGUUUCUUCAGGUGGAUAAGUCAUGGAAGGAAAUCAUGAGGAAAGUGAACCGGCUACCUAAUGCUCUUCGAGCUGCUACUCAACCAGGUCUUCUUGAGACUUUUCAGAACAACAAUGCAUUACUUGACCAAAUUCAGAAGUGUCUAGAAGCAUAUUUAGAAUCAAAGAGAGUUAUCUUUCCAAGAUUUUACUUCUUGUCAAAUGACGAACUUCUGGAGAUUUUGGCCCAGACACGAAAUCCCCAGGCUGUGCAGCCACACUUAAGGAAGUGCUUUGACUCCAUUUCAAGGCUUGAAUUUGCACUCAUGCCUCCUACUGAAGGGAAAAUUCCUGGCAUUGAUACAGAACCAGAGAAAAUUUAUACUAAUGAUAUUCUGGCAAUGCUGUCGCCAGAGGGAGAAAGGGUUAGCUUGGGCAAAGGCCUCAAGGCCCGAGGCAACGUGGAGGAAUGGCUGGGUAAAGUAGAAGAAGCCAUGUUCUCAUCUCUGCGCCGCCUGUGCAAGGCUGCCAUGGCUGACUAUCAGGGGAAACCGAGGACAGAAUGGGUGAUCUCUGGCCAUGCUUCUCAAGUCAUCUUGACCGUUUCUCAAAUCAUGUGGUGCCGUGAUUUGACAGAGUGUCUACAAACAGAAGAGAAGAGUCAUUUAGAGGCCCUGGAAGUUUUUGAAAAAGUAAAUUUUGAGAGAUUAAAUGCCCUCGCUGCACUAGUUCGAGGCAGUCUUCCUAAAAUCCACAGAAACAUUAUAACUGCAUUGAUUACCAUUGAUGUGCACGCAAGAGAUAUAGUCACUGAACUUGUGCAAGCCAAGGUAGACACAGUCAACUCCUUUGACUGGCAGAGGCAACUGCGCUAUUACUGGGAUGUCGACCUGGAUAAUUGCGUAGCUAGAAUGGCACUUUCUCAGUACACUUACGGCUAUGAAUAUUUGGGAGCCUGUCCAAGAUUAGUUAUUACUCCUCUCACGGAUCGCUGCUAUCUUUGCCUCAUGGGGGCUCUGCAGCUUGACCUAGGGGGUGCACCAGCUGGUCCUGCUGGCACUGGGAAAACAGAGACCACCAAAGACCUAGCAAAAGCUCUUGCUAUCCAGUGUGUGGUCUUUAAUUGUUCCGAUGGCUUGGACUACAAGAUGAUGGGGCGCUUCUUCAGCGGCUUGGCACAGUCCGGGGCCUGGUGCUGCUUUGAUGAAUUUAAUCGAAUUGACAUAGAAGUUUUGUCAGUUAUUGCCCAGCAACUUAUCACCAUCAGGAAUGCCAAAGCUGCAAAGCUCUUCAGAUUCAUGUUUGAGGGACGGGAAAUAAAGCUGAUUAUGACUUGUGCAGCGUUUAUCACAAUGAAUCCUGGAUAUGCAGGCAGAACUGAAUUGCCAGAUAAUUUGAAAGCCCUGUUUAGACCAUUUGCAAUGAUGGUGCCAAAUUAUGCUUUGAUUGCAGAGGUAAUUCUAUAUUCUGAAGGAUUUGAAUCCAGUAAAGUAUUAGCACGAAAGAUGACGCAGAUGUACAAGCUCUGCAGCGAACAGCUGUCUCAGCAGGAUCAUUAUGACUUUGGCAUGAGAGCUGUAAAGUCUGUACUGGUCAUGGCUGGAUCUUUAAAAAGAGAGAAUCCAGACCUAAGCGAAGACGUGGUACUGAUAAGAGCUUUGCGAGACUCCAACUUGCCAAAAUUUCUAACAGAUGAUGCCCUUCUGUUCAGCGGAAUCAUAUCUGAUCUUUUUCCUGGAGUUCAAAUUCCAGAACAUGAUUAUGGUAUUUUACAGUCAACGAUUGUGGAUGUCAUGACUGAACAAAACCUUCAGCCUGAGCUGUGUAUGGUUAAAAAAGUAAUACAGUUCUACGAGACUAUGCUUGUGAGGCAUGGUGUUAUGUUAGUUGGGCCAACAGGAGGUGGUAAGACCACAGUUUACCAAGUUCUGGCAGAAACUUUAGGGAAUUUACAGAAACUUGGCAUAAACAAUCCCUUUUAUCAAGCAGUAAAAACUUACGUUCUUAAUCCUAAAUCAAUCACAAUGGGUGAAUUAUAUGGUGAAGUGAAUAACAUAACCUUGGAAUGGAAAGAUGGUUUGAUGGCUCUAAGUGUGAGAGCAGCUGUAAAUGAUACUUCAGAAGACCAUAAAUGGAUCAUAAGUGACGGGCCAGUGGAUGCUCUUUGGAUUGAAAAUAUGAACACAGUAUUGGAUGAUAACAAGAUGCUUUGCCUGGCUAACAGUGAAAGGAUUAAACUCACACCUCAAAUCCACAUGCUGUUUGAGGUACAAGAUCUAAAGGUAGCCUCCCCUGCCACCGUCAGUCGAUGCGGGAUGGUGUUUGUGGAUCCUGAAGAACUGAAAUGGAUGCCUUACGUGAAAACAUGGAUGAAAGAUAUUUCUAAAAAACUGAAUGAGGAAACUCAAGAAUACAUACUGAACCUUUUCCAACGAUAUGUGGAAGAUGGGUUACAUUUUGUCAAUAAAAAGUGUAGCCAAGCCAUCCCGCAAGUGGACAUCAGCAAAGUUACAACGCUCUGUUGCUUGUUGGAGUCUCUCUUGUUUGGCCAAGACGGAUGUAACUUGGCAAUGGAACAAAUGAAACUGAACUCUUUGAUAUGUCAGACUUUUGUGUUCUGCUAUUUAUGGUCUUUGGGUGGAAACUUAACUGAAAACUACUCAGAUUCUUUUGAUACAUUUAUUAGAACACAGUUUGAUGAUAAUCCUGAUGCCAGGCUGCCCAGUUCUGGUGACCUGUGGAGCAUUCACGUAGACUUUGACACCAAACGGAUGGAUCCUUGGGAACGAAUCAUACCCGCCUUCAAAUACAGUCGGGAUGUUCCAUUCUUUGAAAUGCUUGUCCCCACAACUGACACAGUGCGCUAUGGGUAUUUAAUGGAAAAACUACUUGCUGUCAAGCAUUCCGUGUUGUUCACUGGGAUCACUGGAGUGGGCAAGUCUGUUAUUGCAAAAGGAUUGCUAAACAGAAUUCAAGAAUCAGCUGGCUAUGUCCCUGUUUAUCUAAAUUUUUCUGCUCAAACAUCAUCUGCAAGGACACAAGAGAUCAUUGAGUCAAAACUGGAAAGAAAACGAAAAAACAUUCUAGGAGCACCAGGAAAUAAACAAGUUGUGAUAUUUGUUGAUGAUUUAAACAUGCCCCGACUAGAUCGCUAUGGCUCUCAGCCUCCAAUUGAAUUACUUCGACAGUAUCAAGAUUUUGGUGGAUUUUAUGACAGAAGCAAACUCUUUUGGAAAGAAAUCCAGGACGUAACCAUCGUAUCAGCCUGUGCGCCUCCAGGAGGCGGCCGCAACCCUGUGACACCCCGCUUCAUCCGUCACUUCAGUAUGCUGUGUCUCCCCAUGCCCUCGGAGCACAGUCUGAAACAGAUUUUUCAAGCCAUCUUAAAUGGCUUUCUAAGUGACUUCCCACCAGCUGUAAGGCAAACUUCAUCAAACAUUGUAGAAGCUGCAGUUGAAAUUUAUAACAGAAUGAGUGUUGAUCUCCUACCAACACCAGCCAAGUCCCACUAUGUCUUUAACUUGAGGGAUUUAUCCAAAUGUGUGCAAGGUAUUCUCCAGUGUGAUUCGGGAACAAUAAGGGAAGAAUUACAAAUAUUCAGACUCUUUUGCCAUGAAUGCCAAAGAGUAUUCCAUGACCGUUUGAUUAAUAAUGAAGACAAGCACUAUUUCCAUGUUAUCUUGACAGAAAUGGCCAACAAACAUUUUGGAAUUUCAAUUGAGAUAGACUAUUUUUUAACCAAGCCCAUCAUCUUUGGAGAUUUCAUUAAGUUUGGAGCAGAAAAGGAGGAUAGAAUUUAUGAUGACUUACCUGAUAUGGAAAAAAUCUCAAGUGUUCUACAGGACUACCUUGAUGAUUACAAUCUGACAAACCCUAAAGAAGUAAAGUUGGUGUUUUUCCAGGAUGCCAUAGAACAUAUUGUAGUGGAGGAGUUCCUAGAAGACAUAAAUAAUAUUCUGAAUUCAGGAGAAGUGCCUAAUUUAUUUGAAAAAGAUGAACUGGAAUAUGUUUUAGCAGCCACCAGACCAAAAGCAAAAGAAGCUGGAAUUCCCGAGGGGAACAGAGACGAGGUGUUCCAAUACUUUAUCAGCAGAGUCCGUCAGAAGCUACACAUUGUUCUCUGCAUGAGCCCAGUUGGGGAGGCCUUUCGUUCCCGAUGUCGGAUGUUUCCAUCCCUUGUGAACUGCUGCACCAUCGAUUGGUUUGUCCAGUGGCCCAGAGAAGCACUUCUUUCUGUGUCAAAGACAUUUUUCUUAUCUAUCGAUACUGGUAGUGAAGAAAUGAAAGAAAAGCUUUCCCUCAUGUGCGUGAACGUUCACUUGAGCGUCACCCAGACAGCAGAACGCUAUUACGCUGAGCUCCGACGGCGGUACUACACAACGCCUACCUCCUACCUGGAGCUCAUCAACCUCUACCUGUAUAUGCUCACUGAGAAACGGAAGCAGUUGGUCACAGCAAAAGAUCGGGUGAAAAAUGGUCUCUCCAAGCUAUUAGAAACAAAUGUGCUAGUAGAUAGAAUGAAAUUAGAUCUUUCCGCUUUAGAACCUGUGCUAAUAGCAAAAUCCCAAGAUGUUGAAGCUCUAAUGGAAAAAUUGGCUUUGGAUCAAGAAAGCGCUGAUCAGGUCCGUAAUGUUGUGCAAGAAGAUCAAGCAAAAGCAAAAGUGAAAGCUGAAGAAACCCAAGCCAUAGCAGAUGAUGCUCAAAGAGAUCUGGAAGAAGCCCUGCCUGCCCUUGAUGCUGCCAAUAAAGCACUGGAUUCCUUAGACAAGGCAGAUAUAUCUGAAAUCCGGGUUUUUACAAAGCCCCCAGAUUUGGUCAUGACUGUGAUGGAAGCGAUCUCCAUUCUCUUAAAUGCCAAACCUGAUUGGCCAACAGCAAAGCAACUUCUUGGGGACUCUAACUUUCUGAAAAGGCUUUUAGACUAUGACAAGGAAAACAUAAAGCCUCAGGUCUUGACAAAGCUUCAGAAAUAUAUUAACAAUCCUGACUUUGUGCCUGAAAAAGUAGAGAAAGUGUCCAAAGCAUGUAAGUCAAUGUGUAUGUGGGUACGAGCAAUGGAUUUGUACUCACGAGUAGUCAAGGUGGUCGAACCAAAGAGACAAAAACUUCGAGCUGCACAGGCUGAACUUGAUAUUACAAUGGCUACUCUGAAAGAAAAACAAGCAUUGCUAAAACAAGUAGAGGAUCAAAUACAAGCCUUACAAGACAAAUAUGACAAAAGUAUAAAUGAAAAAGAAAAUUUAGCAAAAAACAUGGCCCUGACAAAUGCUCGUCUAAUACGUGCUGGAAAACUGACAGCUGCAUUAGGAGAUGAGCAGGUCCGAUGGGAAGAAAGCAUACAAAAAUAUGAGGAGGAACUAUCAAACAUCAUUGGGAAUGUGUUCAUAGCUGCAGCUUGUGUGGCUUAUUAUGGGGCUUUCACGGCCCAGUAUAGGCAAUCGCUUAUAGAAUGCUGGAUUGCGUACUGCCAGGAACUGGAGAUCCCAAUUGACCCUUCCUUCAGUCUCAUUAACAUCCUUGGAGAUCCCUAUGAAAUAAGGCAAUGGAACACGGAUGGACUGCCUCGCGAUGUGACAUCAACAGAAAAUGGCAUUUUGGUUACUCAAGGGAGACGAUGGCCGCUGAUGAUUGACCCCCAGGAUCAGGCCAAUCGCUGGAUAAGGAACAAGGAAAGCAAAAAUGGGUUAAAGAUCAUUAAACUUACAGAUACUAAUUUCUUGCGAUUACUUGAAAAUUCCAUCCGACUUGGUUUACCUGUCUUACUAGAAGAGCUCAGAGAAACCCUGGAUCCAGCUCUAGAACCCGUUCUUUUGAAACAAACGUUCAUCAGUGGUGGGCGACUACUCAUUCGUCUUGGAGACUCAGACAUUGAUUACGAUAAGAACUUCCGGUUCUAUAUGACCACCAAGAUGUCAAAUCCCCAUUAUCUGCCUGAGGUAUGCAUUAAAGUCACCAUCAUCAAUUUCACUGUAACAAAAUCAGGCCUGGAGGACCAAUUGUUAAGUGAUGUGGUGCGACUUGAAAAACCUGACUUGGAAGAACAAAGAAUUCAGCUCAUUGUAAGGAUCAACAGUGACAAAAACCAGUUGAAAGCUAUUGAAGAUAAAAUUCUGAGAAUGCUCUUUCAGUCUGAAGGAAAUAUUCUAGACAAUGAGGAACUUAUUGAUACCCUCCAAGAAUCAAAGAUCACUUCUGGUGCCAUUAAAAUCAGGCUGAAAGAAGCAGAGUCCACUGAGCAGAUGAUCAAUGUGGCCCGGGAGAAGUAUCGCCCAGUAGCCACUCAAGGUUCUGUGAUGUACUUUGUCAUUGCAAGCCUUUCAGAAAUAGAUCCUAUGUAUCAGUAUUCAUUAAAAUACUUUAAACAGUUGUUCAAUACAACCAUUGAAACCUCAAUGAAGUCAGAUGACCUACGUCAGCGACUGAACACACUCCUGGAACAAACUCUCCUGACUGCCUACAUCAAUGUUUCCAGGGGGCUGUUUGAACAGCAUAAGCUCAUCUACAGCUUUAUGCUCUGUGUGGACAUCAUGCGUCAGCACGGAUCAGUAACCGAAGCCGAAUGGAAUUUCUUCCUGCGUGGUUCUUCAGGGAUGGAAAAGGAGCGCCCACCUAAACCGGAAGUUCCCUGGCUACUUCCUGCCACAUGGUUUGCAUGCUGGGACUUGGAAGAAUCCUUUCCAGCUUUUCAAGGCCUUACAAGAGAUUUACUAUUAUUUCCCAUUUCCAUAGUCAUAGGAAAUUUUGAGGCUUAUAUUAACCCACAGUUUGGGGAAAGCUAUCCUGAAAUGACUGUAGAAGAGGAAAAUGAAGCAACUGGGACAUCUUGGAUUUCAGAACUGAGCUCUUUCCACAAGCUAAUUCUCAUUAAGUGUUGUAGAGAGGAAAAGGUUGUUUUUGCUCUUACAGACUUUGUGAUAGAGAAUCUUGGGAAACAGUUUGUAGAGACUCCACCCGUGGACCUGGCCACUCUGUAUCAGGACAUGUCCAACUCCACACCCCUGGUGUUUAUCCUAAGCACAGGCUCUGAUCCCAUGGGUGCAUUUCAGAGGUUCGCCCGUGAAAGCGGGUAUUCUGAUCGAGUGCAGUCAAUUUCACUGGGACAAGGACAAGGACCCAUUGCUGAGAAAAUGAUCAAGGAUGCCAUGAAAGCAGGAAACUGGGUGUUUUUGCAGAACUGCCAUCUUGCUGUUUCUUGGAUGCUGGCAAUGGAAGAGCUCAUCAAAACCUUCACAGACCCAAAGUCUGUUAUCAAGGAUACUUUCCGACUAUUUCUAAGCUCCAUGCCUAGUAGUACAUUUCCUGUUACAGUUCUUCAGAAUUCUGUCAAGGUAACCAAUGAACCUCCAAAAGGCUUACGUGCAAAUAUCAGGCGAGCAUUUACUGAAAUGACAUCUUCAUUUUUUGAAGAAAAUAUACUUGGAAGAAAAUGGAGACAAAUAGUAUUUGGCAUUUGCUUCUUCCAUGCAAUUAUUCAGGAGAGAAAGAAGUUUGGCCCCCUUGGUUGGAAUAUCUGCUAUGAAUUUAAUGACAGUGACAGAGAAUGUGCUUUACUGAAUCUCAACCUUUACUGUCAAGAAGGAAAGAUUCCCUGGGAUGCACUAAUUUACAUUACUGGUGAAAUCACCUAUGGUGGUAGAGUUACAGACACCUGGGACCAAAGAUGCCUUCGUACUGUCUUGAAAAGGUUUUUUUCUCCUGAAACAUUAUAUUCGGAUUAUAAAUACUCUGAUUCAGGCAUCUACUUUGCACCCCUGGCUGACAGCCUACAAGAGUUUAAGGACUACAUUGAAAAUCUGCCUUUGAUAGACGACCCAGAAAUUUUUGGAAUGCAUGAAAAUGCCAACCUUGUUUUCCAGUAUAAAGAGACCAACACUUUGGUCAACACCAUCCUUGAGAUCCAGCCAAGGUCAUCUUCUGGUGGAGAGGGGAAAAGCAAUGAUGAAAUUGUCCAAGAACUUGUUGCUUCUAUCCAGUCUAGAGUUCCAGAGAGCCUGCAGAUGGAGGGUGCUGUUGAAAGCCUUUUUGUCAAGGAUCCUCAAGGACGCCUGAACUCCUUGACCACAGUUCUUGGCCAAGAAGUGGACCGGUUUAAUAACCUGCUGAAGUUAAUACAUAUUUCUCUACAAACCCUAGAUAAGGCCAUUGCUGGGCUUGUGGUGAUGUCUGAAGAAAUGGAAAAGGUUUAUAACAGUUUCCUCAACAACCAGGUCCCUUCUCUGUGGUCCAACACAGCCUAUCCAUCCUUAAAGCCACUGGCAUCAUGGGUCAAAGAUCUUAUUCUUAGAACUGCAUUUCUGGAUCUAUGGCUCAGAAGAGGACAGCCAAAGUCCUUUUGGAUCUCUGGUUUCUUCUUUCCUCAAGGAUUUCUAACAGGAACUCUUCAAAACCAUGCUCGGAAAUACAAUUUGCCUAUAGAUGAGCUGAGUUUCAAGUACCACGUGAUUCCUGCCUACCGGGAUCAGGCUGCAGUAAUAGAGGCUGCCAAGAUAGUGAAGUUUGGACAAGAUUUGCCCAUGGACCUGGAGCUGCCUUCUCCUGAGGAUGGUGUUCUUGUCCAUGGGAUGUUCAUGGAUGCGUCCCGUUGGGAUGAUGAUGACAUGGUCAUAGAAGAUGCGUUGCCCGGACAGAUGAAUCCAAUGCUGCCUGUGUUGCAUUUUGAACCACAACAAAACUAUGAGCCAUCCCAUAUACUUUACCACUCCCCGCUGUAUAAAACAGGGGCCCGCGCAGGAACACUCUCUACCACAGGCCAUUCAACCAACUUCGUGGUGACAGUCCUCUUACCAUCCAAGCUCCCCAGCGACUACUGGAUUGCCAAGGGAUCAGCUUUGCUCUGCCAGCUGAGUGAGUGA